This is a messenger RNA of Poeciliopsis prolifica (blackstripe livebearer), 1794 nucleotides long. It is a transcript of the gene b3gnt5a, whose product is annotated as UDP-GlcNAc:betaGal beta-1,3-N-acetylglucosaminyltransferase 5a. The record is from RefSeq and is a predicted model, not a curated record. Gene Ontology annotation, biological process: brain development. Lineage: Eukaryota; Metazoa; Chordata; Actinopteri; Cyprinodontiformes; Poeciliidae. Gene Ontology annotation, cellular component: membrane.
UUCAAUGAGCAUCAGAUUGGAUAAAGAAGAAAUAGGAGUUUUCACAGACAGAUAAGUGCUGAACUGAGAUGAACAGAUAAGGGCGUGGAACGUUGGAUCUUAACUUGAACUCAGUCAAAGACGAGACCACAAAGUAGCCCGGUGUUUUAUGGUCGCUCCAGUUCCAAGUAUUUCUGUAACCCGAGUGGUUGAAGAACAAGAAAGUGGAGAAAUGAAACCAGCGCAGAUCUUUAAGGAGAAAAGAAACAGGCAGCAUGCUGCCUUUUGUUUGCUGAAGGAGGGAAGUUAAACUCUGCUGAGAUCUGGUUUCACCAUGAUGGUGCACUACUGUUUCUGCAUGCAAUCCAGAAAAUAUGGAGAAAGCACUAUGCUAAAGAACCUGAAAAAAGCCUGCUGGACAUGACAGCACUUUGUAGUUGGAGGAACAGAAAGAAAAAAAGGUAAAAGAAAAAGAGACAGAAGACAUAAAAUUAUAAACAACAGUGAAUAAUGUGCUGCUGAUGUUCAAAUAUAUGUAGUCAUAAUGUACAUGAAUUUUCGACGCAUCCAUUCAUGUGUGCACCUGCUGACCACAGCCACAGUGCUUGUGGUCUGCUGGGAGGAUUUGGAGCUUCAUGUUGUGAGCCACAUGAGAUCUUAUUCAUACCGUUACCUGAUCAACAGGUACAACUUCCUCAAUGCCACUUCUAGCUCUGGCAACGUGGGAAGUCGCUCUGUGACCUAUCCAUACCUGAUUAACCACCCCAACAAAUGUAGAGCUGAAAAUGGCAAAGACUGGGAUGAUGUUCUUUUGCUUUUGUUUGUGAAAUCCUCCCCAGAGAACUUUGAGCAGCGCCAGGCCAACAGGGAGACGUGGGGUAAUGAGAGCUUUGUCUGGUCAGAGCUGGGGGUGAGUCUGAGGCUUCUGUUUGUUAUGGGCGUUUAUUCAGGUGUUGCUCAGAGGUUCCGCCUCCAACAUGCCCUGCAGCAGGAAGACAAGACCUAUGGAGACCUGAUCCAGCAGGACUUUAUUGACACAUUUCACAACCUGACCACCAAACUGAUCAUGCAAUUCCACUGGAGCCAAAUUUACUGCUCGCAGGCACGCUUUCUCAUGACAGCAGAUGAUGAUAUUUUUGUUCAUAUGCCAAACUUGGUGAGGUACUUGCAACAUCUUCUGGUUAGCCAACCAGGUACAAAGAACCUUUGGGUUCACAAAGGAGCUCCUCCAGUUCGUUGGAAAGGCAGCAAAUAUUUUGUCCCAUAUGAUUUGUACCCCUGGCCUUCGUACCCAGAUUACACAGCUGGAGCAGGGUACAUAGUUUCAGGGAAUGUGGCUGCAAAGAUCUACCACGCCACACUAGUGCUUAACUCUUCACUGUACAUUGACGAUGUCUUUAUGGGAAUGUGUGCCAAAGCUAUGGGGGUGUUUCCCAUGCAGUAUGAAUACUUUUCAGGGGAGGGGAAGGCUCCGUACCACCCCUGUAUCUAUGAUCACAUGAUUACAUCACAUGGUCACUCCACAGAUCUGCGCUCACUGUGGCGAGCAGCCAUAGAUUUUCCAGCAACCAACAACUCCAGGGGAUUUUUGGGUAAUCUGUACUGCACAGCUAUUAGGAUGAUGCUACUGUGUCGUCCGUAUUACCAGAACACCUAUUCCUGUACUGCUGCUUUUACAUAAAUGAUCUCUGAAACAUUGGUCAAUAGUUGAUAAUACAAAAAACGAAAAUAGUGGUUCUUUGGGUUUUUAAUCAUGUUUGUGCUAACUGAGUUGUCUACACAUUGUCAUGCAAUAAAGACCACAGAUUUCCUGUG